Messenger RNA from Purpureocillium lilacinum, 1545 nucleotides. RefSeq lists its product as uncharacterized. Lineage: Eukaryota; Fungi; Ascomycota; Sordariomycetes; Hypocreales; Ophiocordycipitaceae. Gene Ontology annotation, molecular function: iron ion binding; heme binding; monooxygenase activity. The record is from RefSeq and is a predicted model, not a curated record.
AUGGCUUUGUUUGAGCACCUAUUGUCCGUCUGGGCCAUCCCAGCGGCAUUGUCUCUCGUCGUCGCUUCCUACUUAUUCUCAUAUUUUGUCACGUACGGCCACCUCCGAGACAUUCCGGCUCCUUUCGGAGCACAGUUCUCGAACCUUUGGCUGCUUGCCGCGGCGCGCAGGGGCGUGCGGUACAGAACCGUUGACGACGCUCAUCGAAAGUACGGCAAGGUCAUUCGGAUCCAGCCCAAUCAUGUCAGCAUCCAGGACGAUGAGACGGCCAUUACCGCCAUCUACGGCCACGGGAAUGGCUUCCUGAAAUCUGACUUCUACGCGCCGUUCCUGUCAAUUCGCCCCGGCCUGUUCACGACGAGGUCGCGCGUCGAACACGCACGCAAGCGCAAGCUAGUCUCGCACACCUUCUCUGCCAAGUCCGUCCUCCAGUUUGAACCCUAUGUGCAGGAGAGCCUGCGGCUCUUUGUCAGGCAGCUCGACCGGCUUAUCGAAGAGAGCGCAUCACGGAACGCUGUCGGCACAAACGAGGCGCACAUCGACAGCCUCCCAUGGUUCAACUUCCUCGCUUUCGACAUCAUCGGAGAUUUGGCCUUUGGCAAGCCGCUAGGCAUGCUGCGGACAGGUGUUGACCUGACCGAAGUCAAGCUGUCUCCGGACGCACCAUCCGUGUACCUGCCCGCCGUGGACAUCCUCAACCGACGCGGGGAAGUCAAUGCCACAUUGGGAUGCUUGCCGCAGCUGAAGCCAUACGCCAAGUAUCUCCCGGAUCCCUUCUUCAGCAAGGGCGUCAACGCAGUCCAGAACCUCGCCGGUAUCGCGAUCGCGAGAGUCAAGGACAGGGUGGACAACCCGCCGUGCGAGGAACGCACUGAUUUGCUCGCGCGAUUGAUGCAGGGGCGAGACGACAAAGGCGAGCCGCUGGGCAGAGAGGAGCUCACCGCCGAGGCACUUACGCAGCUCAUCGCGGGCAGCGACACGACUUCCAACUCGUCGUGCGCGCUCAUGAACUAUCUCGGCAGAAACCCACGCGUGAUGAAGAAGCUGCAGGAGGAACUGGAUGCCGCAAUCCCGGAAGGCGUUGAUGUGCCCACCUACGACAUGGUCCGGGACCUCAAGUACCUCGGCUUCGUCAUCCAGGAGACGCUCCGCCACCACUCAACCUCUGGUAUCGGACUGCCGCGGCAGGUCCCAGCCGACUCACCGGGCGUGACCAUACUGGGCCACUACUUUCCUCCUGGCACGGUCCUAAGUGUGCCUACCUACACGAUCCACCACUCCACCGAGAUAUGGGGACCCGACGCAGAAGAAUUCCGGCCGGAGCGGUGGGAGGCUCCGACGCCGCGUCAAAAGAACGCCUUCAUCCCCUUCAGCCACGGGCCGCGGGCGUGCGUCGGGAGAAACGUCGCCGAGAUGGAAAUGAAGCUGAUUGCGGCCACAUGGGCUCGAAGGUACUCCAUAUCACUGAGGCAGGGGGAGAUGCAGACGAGGGAAGGCUUCCUGAGGAAGCCGCUUGGUCUCGAGGUUGGACUGUCGCGCCGGUGA